GGGCGUCCCAAGCGCGCACUUGUCGGCAGCAGUCUUCGUUUCGUAUUCCAAGCCGAAAACACGUAACUCUGACAUAAGGCUUGUCACCGGUGUGUAUCACGCGCGUCAUCCGGCAAACGUGGACCUUCAGCGAACAUCUCUUUAAACGAAGAGACAAAGCUUUUUACGAGCUUCGAUGAUAGAUAGACGCUCGUUGCAUGGCACGUGAAAAGUGAACAUUUUUUUCGUGACAUUUUGACGCUUGGGACACGGCGAUUUAGGAUGCACAAUUGGACGGACAUAAUUUUUUACAAAAUUUUCACAUAAGCUCUGCGUGAAUGAGAAAUCGCGCCGGAGAUUGUUCGCAGGCAGCGAGUAGUGUUGUAACACUCGUUUCUGUCAGAGUCGCGAAGACGAGUGUUUUUGGAGUAGUUGCGAGUGAGUCGAGAGACUUUAUUGGGGGGUGAACCGAUAGAAUGCGAAUGCGGAUCUUAUAUUCGUGACAUCGGAUUUAUUAAUCGGAUAUCGGUGAUGCAGCUACAUGCUGGAAGGAGGAAGGGGAUGAUUGUUCAUUUUCUAUCGAGGAUGGUGGCGGUUUUUAUUUUCGCUUGUCUUCUUCUGCAGAAUGGUCGAUCAACAUUCGCAGCAUAUACCACUGUUUCCACCAUCCCUGAUCCUCAAUUUGUCGACGAAAUAGGAAAUAUUACGGUACCGGCGGGACGAAAUGUCAAACUGGCGUGCAGCGUGAAAGAUCUCGGAUCGUUUAAGGUGGCCUGGAUGCUUUUCGACAAGAGCGCUAUCCUGACGGUACAGAAUCACGUUAUUACCAGGAACCCCAGAAUAUCCGUGUCGCACGAUAAGCACAGGACCUGGUUCCUACAUAUCAACGACGUGCACGAGGAGGACAAGGGAAAGUACAUGUGCCAGAUUAACACUGCCGCCGCCAAAACGCAAUAUGGCUAUCUACACGUUGUAGUGCCACCGAACAUCGACGAUUCGCAAAGUUCGUCGGACGCAAUCGUUCGCGAGGGCGCCAAUGUGACUCUCACCUGCAAAGCGACCGGAAGUCCAACGCCUAGUAUUCGUUGGAAACGAGACGACGGUUCCAAGAUAUCGAUCAACAAAACUUUAUCCGUGGCGGAAUGGGAAGGUGAAACACUGGAAAUGGCAAAGAUUUCGAGACUGGAUAUGGGUGCAUAUUUAUGCAUUGCUAGCAACGGCAUACCACCCACAGUCAGCAAGCAGAUUAAAGUUUCGGUCGACUUCCCCCCUAUGCUAUGGAUACCGCAUCAAUUGGUCGGCGCGCCCUUGGGCUACUCCGUUACGCUGGAAUGCUAUACCGAGGCUCAUCCGACUUCUUUGAAUUACUGGGCGAGGGAGGACGGUCUAAUGAUUCACGAGAGCAGUAAAUAUAAAGCUACGUCGUCGCCCGACAGGCCCUCUUACAAGACGCAUAUGACGCUCACGAUAUCCAACAUACAGAAAGACGACUACGGUAGCUACAAGUGCAUCGCCAAGAACCCACGUGGAGAAACCGACGGAACGAUUCGUCUGUACAUGUCCGCACCACCUAGCACCAGUCCUAGUCCGUCUACCACGGAGAUCAUCAAGAAAGAUUGGGAUUUCAUGGUGGAGAUGAAUAACUCUGUUUACGGAAAUCCAAGUUCGCUGACAAUUCAUAAUGAGAAGAAUAUCAAGACAGGUACCAAGUUCCAAUCGAAUCUUAACGAAAUCGGAAGAUCGGAGCAAAAAUUGUCCGAAUUGGAUAGGAAAAGAAAUUACAACUGGCCUCCUGAUAAGGAUUCAGCAACGAGCGUGACGACGACCGUGACGCUACUACUAAUUACUCUGGCCGUAACGAUAAUUCGAUAAACAAAACCUAAGUUUUCGUCGUUGAUACGCGAUAGGUGUUGAUUCUCCCUAAUUAAAGAACUCGAUUAAAGAAUAAAGAAAAGAAAAUUUUUUUUAGAAUUUAAACGAUACAUGAAGAACACACACACCAUACAUCCAUACAUUUGCACCAUUGUCAACCAUGCACACACGUACAAACACAUAAUUACACACGAGUGACACAAAGACUGACCGGGGUAGUUAAUGUUCGUAUUAAAUGACGGAGAAUAAUUUACGCGCGUGCCAAGUUAGUAUAGCGACAAAGAGUGGCCAAGAAUUGAAGGAGCAUGAAUUCCCCCACCGAUUCUCCUCAUUGUAAGAUUGCGUGUGUGUAUGUUGUAUUUGUCUGUUGUGUGUGUGCGUGCGCGCGCGCGCGCGCGCGCGUGUGUGUGUGUGUGUGUGUGUGUAUCCAUGAAUUCAGACGAGGGUGAGAUACGCAGCGAUGGACGGAACAACGAGAAUGAAGAAGGGAAGAUAUUAACAAAGUGCAACGACUAUCGCUUUCAGUGUAAUAUAUUAUAUAACGCUGUAAUCAAUGACGCCAACAACAAAUACCAGUGAUCCCGUCUCUGCGAGUGCAAUUUGGAAACGUGUGAGAAUGAGUCGUUAUAUUUUUUAACUGCAUCAUGGAAGAAUUUUAGUCGCGCGGUAAUCCCGGUAUUUCGGAAUAUCAAAACGAAACCACUCGAGCUUAAUAUUGGAUUAAAGUUUAUGACUGAGGAAAAAAGCCCCAUUCCCAAUGGGAUUUUGGACUAUUUUUAAAUUUCUAUACUUCUUCGAAAAAAAAAAACAUGAUUUCAUCUCUUUCAUUAGUAUGUAAUAAAGAUUUUCAAUUUUAUUGACAACGUGGAAGAGAAUUGCGUUUGAAAAUCAUUCGUCGUAAUAUGAUGUGUGUAUCCCGAGAGAACAAUCGUGCGGGAGUAUCGCGUUUCAAGCAGAAUUUAUUUUUUAUUACCAUCAAGUCUGACUCGAUUUCAGCUGCGAUGUAUUCCUUAAGCAUCGGCAACUUUUUUUUUUCGGAUAUAACUAAAACGUGAGAGAAAUAUGGCAUUGCGCGAGCGCGUAUUAUCUCCAGCAUCGAUUCUUCACUUCUUCCCUCCGCAGACACACCCUUUCUUCUGUUCUGCCAAGAGUACAUUCCAAAUUCUCUGAUUCCUUCUCAUUCGAGCCCUUACGUACGAAAUCAUGGAUCCCAUCUGGAUACUUGAGAUUAAAAUGUCAGAUUCGGUGCAGAGGAGUUGCUCUCGCUUAAGGAGACAGUCGAAAGAAGCACGGAGAGGACGGAAAAGGAAAAAAGAAAAUGGAAAAUUUGCGGCAGAGGAAAUAGAACGGAACGGAGAUAUGCUAUAACGAACAAUCGAGUCGUUCAUUGAUUGCAAGCAGUUUUUUUUUUCGAAGUCACAUAUAAAAUCAGAAGCAAGAUAUCAUAUGGAUCUUUCUUUGUUGUCAUUAAAAUAAAUUGAUUCUUCUGCGUGUCAAAAUCCAUACCCGAUAUAAAAGAAUGUGCCGAAACCUUCUCUAUUACGUUACGGAUUAGUGAAUAGACAAAAAUCCCUUUUUUAUUAUCACACUACAUCGUAAAUACAAAUGUGAGACAGGUGUAAAUGUUUACAGGUUUGUUUAAUAAUAAAAGAUGUUAUAAUAGGUUUUAGCACACUUUAUCAUUACACAUGUAGCAGCGUUAUCGCGACACGUGAGGUAUACAAUAGACAUGCGAAGAAGACCAGACACAUCUGACGUCAUAAUCGCAGAUAAGUGUGCGUAUGAUUUUGAGUAUAUCAUUAAAAACUUAUCUUUUAUUACCUGUCUUUUAUUAUAUUUGUUAUUUUUGUGCACACGCAAAGAAAUGUUCUUGUAAGAACAUUGAUUGUUCUAAACGUACAUAAUAAAACAAAUCGACAGAUAUGCAUUUCAUAUUCACACAUCAACGUGGAGAUUUUUUGCAAAAAUUUAUUCGCGGGAUUAAAGAAUUGAUUGAAAUUUGUUCGAAAGGUGAUCGAAUCCCGUUUCACCACGCCGUUACGUCGCGCGAUCAAUUUGUUUACGCGUUAAUUGAUCAAAUUGGGAUUUGUUCGCAGACAGUUGCGAGCGGCUGCCACAUCGGUUUUAAGCGGGCUUCGAACUACUUAGAAAUAUCCAUUAUUCAGCGUACAUCUUGUUUAAAGCAACAGGUUCGAGAGUCCCUGCACUCUGCGAGCAAAGGAGUUAAUGCCCGCUACGGAUUAAAGAAGGGAACGGCUCGACUUAGGGAUUACGUAGGACUUACCCUGAUGAGGUCUGUAAUCGUAUCAUUCGCGAGACUACCUCUCGGUCUUGUAACAUUUUAAGAGUCAUAAGUAUGAGAAAGAUCACGCGCUCGCGUCGCGUCACGUCGCGCCGCAGUUUUCGCGGUGCGAUGUAAGUAAUCUGCAAAUCUUAUCGCGACGAAUUCGAAUCUUGAUCUGCUCAACGCAAACUAAUGAUUGUUUCCCUGACUGUCGAAUGAAAUAUUUAGCGCGUUUACGCAUUAAAUUAACCGGCAUUAAAAAAAUAUUAUACGUGCAUUGUAAGCGGUUCGACCUUGGUAAAAUAAAAUUAUGAAAGUUUAGAAAAGAGCAGUUUAGAAAAAAAAAAGGAUGAUGACAGAAAUGUUUCAUAAUCUAGACUGCAUUUAAUAAUAAUAUUUAAAUAUAUUUUUAAAAUGCAUUUUUAUAUUUAGCAUGAAAAUGUAUGUAAAAAUGUGUUAUAUGUAAAUUAUUAUUAGUACUAUCUUUUUCAUAGAUUUAUUCAGUUCAAUCUUUUAAUUGUUUUACGUAACUUUGGCAGGAAAACAAUUAUAAAUACUUUACAAGUUUUCUGUGAAAGAUAAUUGUACUCGAUGCGGGGCGCAGCGUGAUGUCAUUUAUUUUAAAGCAUUAAUAGGCACGGCCGAUUAUUUUUUUUUUUAAUUUUAUUCUAAUGACUUUAAUCAGUCAUAAAGCUACGUAUGUAUACACAUAUAUAAAUGCGCGGAUCAAUAAACAUAGUAUGUUCUAUAAUUUUGCACGAGACGUAAAGAUUGUCGAAAUAGUGAGAGUUUAAUAUUUUAAAUAGUUUCAUCUCCAUAAAAAAAUCAAAAAUUUAGCCGCAAAAUAAGAAUAAGUCGGUCGUGCCAAAAAAAAACUCGAAAGACGUCAUCGAGAAUCGAUUUCUGCCGUUAAUUCACAUAGAGCUCGCAUAGAGCUCACAUAUGUAUGUACGUGGAUAUACCCGCGUGUAUGUGAUUGUGCACGUUGUGUAAAGCAACAGUGAUUUCUCGUGCGUAACGUGCGUAAUGCCAUUUUCCGUUAGCGUCGUUCAGACGCGACGUAUUUUUUUUCCGAUUCCGGAUCUCGGCUGAAUCAUGAAUCUAAACCGCAAAACGCGCCAAAAAUUUGGAAAAUUCACAAAAUUAUUGCGAAUCACCAGUUGACCGAAAGAAUGGGAGAAAUUAACUGAAAUUAUAAAAUAAUUUUCGAAGGUAAAAAAAAAAACAGUCUCAUAUCACAGACAAAGACUUAUAAUUAAAAUCGCGACUGGCUAAGGGAAAAUGGCGACGCGAAUUAUUCAAAUUAUCGGUCUAAGGGUGCUCGAAUGUUGACUCGUCUUAACGACGAAUCCUGUAAAUAUACAAGUAUACAAGUGAUAAGGAUUACACGUAGAGUAAGCUUCGCAGACUGCGGUAAAUAGUGUGCGGCGUGUCGCGUACGCCGACGUGUCAUUAAUCUGUUUUUCCGUUUCUUUUUUUUGUUGCAAUUUUCGCUUUUCAGUUCAUUCGUACGCCAUCGUUCCCCGCACGGAGAAACUCCCCGCGCAAAAGGGUAAAAUCUUAGCGAGUGAUAUUUUCACCUAAUGAGUAAUAUACGAAUCGACGUGAAAAAUUCGCCGUCUCAGCGUUAUAAGCGCGCGACGAGACAUAUUAAACGCGAAGGUAUAUAUGUAUACAUGACACGCAGAUUAUAAAUAUGAAAAUAUAAAUAUAUAUAUAUAUAUAUAUAUAAAUAUAAAUAUAAGAAUUACGGGGGACUAUAUAUAUAUGUUAUAUAAUAUAUUAUGAUAUGCUUUGCGAUGUUGAGUUGAAUGUUGUUAUUUACAAAAAAAAAAAAAAAAACAAGAAGAAACGAGAAGUUCUUAUGAAUAUUCUCGACAUAUGUAAUAAAACAAGGGGUUACGUAAGAACUCUACAAAUCA
Molecule: messenger RNA, 6057 nt
Organism: Cataglyphis hispanica
Lineage: Eukaryota; Metazoa; Arthropoda; Insecta; Hymenoptera; Formicidae
Product: lachesin-like
Exons: 11
Coding region: 511-1851 (446 amino acids)
Cellular component (GO): neuron projection
Source: RefSeq, a predicted model, not a curated record